Podarcis lilfordi (Lilford's wall lizard) is the source of this 2393-nucleotide messenger RNA. NCBI's taxonomy places the organism in Eukaryota, Metazoa, Chordata, Lepidosauria, Squamata, Lacertidae. The record is from the annotation of a GenBank genome assembly.
AUGCCGUCUGCUUUCCCUAUCACCUAUUCAAACCCUGGAACUGCUCAACAGCAGGUUUUUUAUGAGUCUCUUCCUUAUUCUGUAAUGAGAGAAUUAAGGAAAGCCAUUACUGACUCUGGUCUAAAAUCCUCUUAUGUAACAGGAAUGCUAGAAGGCAUAGCAACUGGUUACAUAAUGCUGCCUCAGGACUGGAAAGACCUGAUGCGCAUGCUUUUAUCCCCAGCUCAGUAUGUGGUGUUUGAAAGUGAAUUUAAACAUAGCGCAUCAGCCCUGUCUGAUCCGCAGCAUACUGCCAAUCAACUUUAUGGCGCUGGUCAGUAUGCUGAUACAACAGCCCAGGCAACGCUGACACCUGUACAUUUUAGUCGCACCGCGACCUGUGUACAACGCGCCUUUCGGAAAGUCCCUGUUUCAGGGCAACCGCUGAGCUCCUUUGUUAAUAUCAAGCAACAGCAUUCGGAGCCAUACCAUCAGUUUAUAGAUAGAUUGAAAGAAUCAGUCACCAAGCAGAUUGAUAACACUACAGCUCAGAAUGAAUUGAUGAAAAAAUUGGCCUUUGAAAACGCAAACACCGAUUGCAAGAAAGCAUUGCAGUCAAUCAUACAUCGCCCUAAAUAUGACCUGGCCGAUAUGAUUCAAGCCUGUGCAGAUGUCGGUAGCCAGAGCCAUGCGAUGUCUUUGCUUGCCGGCGCUAUCCAAGCUACCAAUAGACCUACAGGUAACUGCUUUAAUUGUAAGCGCCCAGGCCACUUUGCCAAGCAAUGCAGAGCCCCCGGCGGGGGGGCAAACAAGGAUGGUGUUGCCUCUAAGGCUAAACCUUCUAAAAAAUGCCCGAAAUGUGGAAAAGGCUAUCAUUGGGCUAAUCAAUGCAGGAGUCCAGGAAACUCCAUUGCGGCCCCACUCUCGGGCCAGGGCAAUUAGAGAGUUUUCCACCUUUAGUUUCUGCUGCUGCAAACUUUUCUAAAAAAACACCCUCUGAAUUUGCCAUUGAUUUGAUCAAUCAAGAGACCAAAGACUCUGUUUUACCUGGUGAAAUUGUUCUUAUGCCUACUCAAUUGGCAGGCCCACUGCCUCCUAAAGUCGCAGGUUUAAUUUUACCCAAAUUUUCUGCGGCAAAAGAAGGAAUCCAGGUUAUUCCAGGAGUUCUGGAUCCUGACUAUGUAGGCACAAUAAUGGUUCAACUCUGGAGCCAUAUGCCCAUGCAAUUAAAAAGGGUGAGUCUUGGGCGCAUUUGGUGGUGCUCCUUCUCAUCCUACUGCUUCUAUUAUGGAUACUAAUUUGCACGAGCUCUCUUCUUUCCCUCCACAGCUGUUAACUGUAGUCCAGAGGAUUGGUGAAAAGAAACUUCUUCGUAAGUAUAAAAUCAAUGGUAUUGUGCUAGAAGGCUUGAUUGACACAGGCGCAGACGUUUCUGUAAUUUCUAGUAGUUGCUGGGACCCCACGUGGCCCCUUGAGUCUGCCUCUGCAGUCUGGGGUGUGGGUGGCCCCCAAACCUCUUCCAAAAGCGUACAGUGGCUGCCUGUUUCUCUGCCUGAUAGCUCUGAAACCAUUGCAUACAUCCAGCCCUGUGUGCUGAAAAUCCACCUCAAUCUGUGGGGAAGAGAUUUACUACAACAAUUACAAGCUACCAUUCAAUUUAAUGAGUAAGCUUGCACUCCCCUCAGCUGGAAAUCUACCAGUCCUGUAUGGGUGGAACAAUGGCCCAUAACAGGAGAAAAGCUACUUGCUUUAAAACAAUUAGUGAAUGAACAAUUAUCGGCAGACCAUAUAGAGCCUUCAGUUAGCCCCUAUAAUACACCCAUCUUCGUCAUAAAAAGAAGAGUGGCAAAUGGAGAUUUCUCCAGGAUUUAAGGAAAAUAAACCAAAUCCUUGAACCCAUGGGGCCUUUGCAGUGUGGUCUGCCUAAUCCAAAUAUGAUUCCACAUUCUUAUCAAUUGGCUAUAAUAGAUCUGCAAGAUUGUUUUUUCUCCAUUCCCCUACAGGAGAAAGAUCGUAAAUUCUUUGCUUUUACCGUUCCUGUGUUAAAUAACAGUCAGCCCACGGAACGGUACCAAUGGAAAGUCCUACCACAAGGGAUGUUGAAUUCCCCUACCAUGUGCCAAUACAUCAGCCAUGGCACACCUUGCUGUUUAAGCCGUUUGUCCAUCAUUUUACCCAAGAAGCAUCAUUUAUCCCGCUCUAGAUAUCGCCGCUAUGUGGAAUUGACUAAUGAUUGUGAUGCUUUUGUCUCUUUUCCCAGUAGGUCUGAAUAUAUCUCUUUAGUUGUUUCUCUCUUAGGAGUCCCUGGAUUGGCUGUACGGAAUCGUAUGAACAUUAAUUCUUUAGCUUGUUAUGCAGCAAAAGCUCUGAAUUUUACUUCACAAGCUCUUCACCUUUUGAAUAAAGAACAGUGA